AUGCUUGUAUCUCUUACAGAACUUAUUUUCUUUUAUAACAAUUUCUCGGGUUCAAUCUCUGCUUCCCUAGGAAACUUGACCAGCUUAUCUACUCUCUACCUUGAUCAAAAUAUGUUUUCUGGUUCAAUUCCUGCUUCAAUUGGAAAUAGGACGAAGCUUGUGGGGUUAAGUCUUCUAUAUAAUCAUUUAUCAGGGCUAAUUCCUUCGUUCAGCAAUCUUACUCGUUUGGAAUCAUUCCAAAUAUCGGACAACCAUCUCGGUGGUCCAUUACAUGAGAAUGUAUGCCUCGGUGGACAACUCAUAUAUCUUGGGGCUAUCAACAACAAUUUGACAGAUUUAAGUCAGAAUUUACAUAUUGGGGAGAUACCACAACAGCUUGCAAAAUUACUUUCCUUGGAAAUAUUGGACCUUUCUCACAAUAUGCUCAAUGGUUCCAUCCCAAAUUCUUUUAAUGAUUUGCAAAGCUUGACUGUUGUGAAUAUCUCUUACAAUCAAUUAGUAGGUCCUAUUCCCAACAUUAGGGCAUUUCAUGAGGCUUCAUUUGAUGCCUUAAGAAACAAUAAGGGCCUAUGUGGUAAUGCCACUGGACUAAUGCAUUGUGACGUCGCUGCUGCUAGCAACAGCGUUGGUCAUAGAAAAAGCACCAAGGUCAUCAUUUUCAUUGUGCUUUCACUCUUUGGUCUUCUUCUUUUACCCUUUAUCAUGGCUGGAAGAGGCUAUGGAGCUAUUUACAAAACAGUGCUACUCAUUGGUGAGGUGGUUGCAGUGAAGAAACUUCUCCAAUCUGAAAACAACAUGAUUUCUAACAACUUGAAAGCCUUUGAAAGCGAGAUUCAUGGUUUAUCAGAAAUAAGGCAUCGUAACAUUGUGAAGCUGUAUGGCUUUUGUUCACAUCCAAAGAACUCAUUUUUGGUUUAUGAGUUUGUAGAAAGGGGAAGUUUGAAAAUGGUGUUAAGGAAUAAGGACGAGGCAAUGGAGUUGGAUUGGGAGAAGAGGUUAAAUGUUGUAAAAGGAGUGGCCUAUGCCUUGUCUUAUAUGCAUCAUGACCACUCACUACCUAUUAUUCAUCGAGACAUUUCCAGCAAUAAUGUUCUUCUGGAUUUGGAUUAUGAGGCUCAUGUCUUAGAUUUUGAAACAGCCAGGCUUUUAAAGCCCUAUACUUCCACUUGGACCUCACUUGCUGGCACUUUCAGACUGAAUUUGGGGUUUCGAGUAAGGUUGAAUCUUAAAGUCGUAUACAAGAGCCUGAGGGCUGAAAACAAGCUGGAAUCCAAGAGGGGGAACUGGCCUUAUGGGAUUUUGCUGCUUGUUGGGGAAGUAGGCUGUGUUAGAGGCUUGGGCGGUUGCCAAAUGGGAAUUGGGGUUACUCUCUGGGAAGUGUUGAGAAUCAUGGGUGUGGAGUUGAGGGAGUGUCAAUGGUUAGGGUCACAAGGUCCAAUGUUCAACACCUUAUCAGAGCUGGUGGCUAAUGGUUUAAGGGUGCAGGGUACUGAAGGUAGGGUGCAGGGUGCAACGCAGUGGCUGCUAGUAGUGCCAGCUUCGCUCAGCUCAGCGGCUGAAACGGCUCAGCUUGAGGCACAAAGACUGCUCAGAGGUGCGGCUUGGCAGCUCGAUUUGUGGCUUAGCUCUGAUGGAGCCCAGGCAAGGAUGCGGAUUAGAACACUCAACAGAGUUUCUGAUAAAUUAGGACUUCCUUUUCAAUCAGAUUUGCACAUUAUCAAAAAUUCUAAGAACUAUUCUGUAGAGAUUGAAACCAAUUGCAAUUCUGCCAAUGCUUAUGCACGGUAG
This is a messenger RNA of Durio zibethinus, 1788 nucleotides long. NCBI's taxonomy places the organism in Eukaryota, Viridiplantae, Streptophyta, Magnoliopsida, Malvales, Malvaceae. The record is from RefSeq and is a predicted model, not a curated record.